Molecule: messenger RNA, 1115 nt
Organism: Odocoileus virginianus texanus
Lineage: Eukaryota; Metazoa; Chordata; Mammalia; Artiodactyla; Cervidae
Gene: NKX6-1
Product: NK6 homeobox 1
Biological process (GO): regulation of transcription by RNA polymerase II; cell differentiation
Cellular component (GO): nucleus
Molecular function (GO): RNA polymerase II cis-regulatory region sequence-specific DNA binding; DNA-binding transcription factor activity, RNA polymerase II-specific
Source: RefSeq, a predicted model, not a curated record
AUGUUAGCGGUGGGGGCGAUGGAGGGCCCCCGGCAGAGCGCGUUCCUGCUCAGCAGCCCGCCCCUGGCCGCCCUGCACAGCAUGGCAGAAAUGAAGACGCCGCUGUACCCCGCCGCCUACCCCCCGCUGCCCGCCGGCCCCCCCUCCUCCUCGUCCUCCUCGUCCUCCUCGUCGUCGCCCUCCCCGCCUUUGGGCGCCCACAACCCGGGCAGCCUGAAGCCCCCGACCGCGGGGGGGCUCUCGGCCCUGGGCAGCCCCCCGCAGCAGCUCUCGGCCGCCACCCCGCACGGCAUUAACGACAUCCUGAGCCGGCCCUCCAUGCCCGUGGCCUCAGGGGCCGCCCUGCCCUCCGCCUCGCCCUCCGGGUCCUCCUCCUCCUCCUCUUCCUCGUCCACCUCCGCUUCGGCCGCCGCGGCCGCAGCCGCAGCGGCGGCCGCCGCCGCCUCGUCGCCAGCGGGGCUCCUGGCCGGCCUGCCCCGUUUCAGCAGCCUGAGCCCGCCGCCGCCGCCGCCCGGGCUCUACUUCAGCCCCAGCGCCGCGGCCGUGGCCGCCGUGGGUCGGUACCCGAAGCCGCUCGCCGAGCUGCCCGGCCGGACGCCUAUCUUCUGGCCGGGAGUGAUGCAGAGCCCGCCCUGGAGGGACGCCCGCCUGGCCUGCACCCCUCAUCAAGGAUCCAUCUUGUUGGACAAAGACGGGAAGAGGAAACACACGAGACCCACGUUCUCGGGCCAGCAGAUCUUUGCCCUGGAGAAGACUUUCGAACAAACGAAAUACUUGGCGGGGCCCGAGAGGGCUCGCUUGGCCUAUUCAUUGGGGAUGACGGAGAGUCAGGUCAAGGUCUGGUUCCAGAACCGCCGGACCAAGUGGAGGAAGAAGCACGCAGCCGAGAUGGCCACGGCCAAGAAGAAGCAGGACUCGGAGACCGAGCGGCUGAAAGGGGCCUCGGAGAACGAGGAGGAGGACGACGACUACAACAAGCCCCUGGACCCCAACUCGGACGACGAGAAAAUCACGCAGCUGCUGAAGAAGCACAAGUCGGGCGGCGGCAGCGGCGGCGGCGGCGGUGGUGGGCUCCUGUUGCACGCGUCCGAGACCGAGGGCUCGUCCUGAGCGCC